UCAUCGCUAGUAAUGUGACCGUUCGGCUGAUUGAUAUUGUUACAACGAUUUUUUCGCUGUUAAAAAUAUUUAGUAAUACCUCUUAAAUCGCGUGCUAGGCACGCGAGUGUGUGUGUCUACUUCAUUGUAAAUGCUGCAUAUAAAAUCCGCCGACGCCAUGCCCAAGAGUCGAAGCAACAAAGCACCGGAGACAAACAACAACAUGCGAUCCUGCUAAGAUCAGAGCGAACGCGAAGCCAGCACGAUCAUGAGUCGUCAGGAGGGAGCUGCAUCCCGUCCAGCCGAGGGAGCGGCCGGCCCAGUCACAUCGUCAUCAUCAUCGACAUCGUCCAACCACUCAGCGAGUGCUGUCCUAGGCAGCAAGAUAUCCACCUCAACGCCGCAAAAGAACGAUGAGCAACAGGAGCAGGAGUUUAUCAAUCAGAGCGUGGCCAGCGAGAUCGAGGCCAUGUCCAUUUCGGGCUCUCCAUCCGCGGACAGUAGCAGUGGCGCCACGGCCACAGCCACUAUGAGCGGCAGUCCGGUGCCCAAGCGGCACUUGAGCACGGCCAAUCUGUCGCGGAUACGCCCGCAGUCGAGCUACUCGGCACGCGUGCUCAUCUUCGACGACUCCGACCAGGAGGCGGCUGCCGCUGCAGCAGCACUUGCGGCAGCAUCGUCGUCCUGCAACAGCAGCGUCAAGUCCUGCAGCGGAUUGGAGCUGCUGCCCACCUCGCCGGCCAAGCUAUCCAUCGGCAACGACAGCACCAACGGCUCCUCCAUGAUGCGCAACCUGAAUCUGACCAAGAGCUCGUCCGGCGGUCUGUCCGGAAGUUCUAGUUCUCUGCACUCUAGGGGAUACACCGCCUUGCUCCGAAAGAUCUCCUAUCAGCAGCACACCAACUCGCUGCGCGCUGUCAGCAGCGAAGCGUCCAACUUGCUACGUAUGCGUCACUCGUCGUUGGGGAAGUCAGCUCCCUGCCUCACGGGCAACUAUUUUCGCCAUGAACUGGCCGCUCCGUUACCAGUACAGCCCCCUGGCUUUGGGGCUUCUCCCUUGGGUCACAACAUUUCGAGGUCGGGCAGCUGUGCUGGGAUUGGCUUGGCCAAGCACCACCAUCACCAUCACUUGCACGGCGUUGUGAUGCGGGGGUCAACUGGAGGAGGCGCUGGUUCCGGUGGUGGCUCCUCCAGUGGAGUUGCCCAUCAUCGACUAAGUUUGGUCACCAACGCGGCUGCAGUGGCAGCGGCUGGCGGCUCCCGGGCCCAUUCCCCAUACUCGGCCAGUCCCAUGGAUAGUCCGCGCCUCAAUUCACCCAUGCCAUUUGCAUUUGCUCCGAUCAAAAGAAUCGCCUCGUGCCGGGGCGUUGUCGCAGACGGACGUCGCUGGUCCGUCGCUUCGCUGCCCUCCUCGGGGUACGGAACCACGCCUGGUAGCUCCAAUUUGUCGUCUCAGUGCUCGAGUCAGGAGGCUCUCAACCAGUUGGCGCACAACAUUCCGCCCGGAGUGCAGGAGGCGGAUGCCGCUGCCGUGGCCGCCGGUGCCUGCUGCGCCGAGCACCUCAAACAGCAUUGUCCCAAGCACUGCGCUCUGUUGCUAGCCGUUUCCCAUAAGCAACUGACGCCCCAGCCGCCGAAGCCAUCGCAGCUGCAGCCCCAGAAACUGAUGACAGCGGCCUGCGUCAAUUGCUGUGCCGAGCUGAGCGUUACCUGUGGUGGUCAGCCAGCCGGUGGUGGUGCUGGUGCUGGUAAUGGUGGUUCAUCCGCGAAUAGCUCCGCCUCGAGUGCAAUGCAAGUUGGAGGUCGUAUGUCGCCCUACUUUCGUCCGCGCUCAAGAUCGCUGUCCAGCCCAUCGCGUUCACCCAUCGUGGACAAUGAGAUUGCUGUGAUGAACACUUUGUACAAGGAGCGUUUUCCCAAGGCCACCCAGCAAAUGGAGGAGCGGCUGAAGCACUUUAUCAACGAAAACAAGAGUGCUGCAUGCAAUAGCUUCAGGGACUCGCAGCCGAUAGUGCGCUUUGUGCAUCAUCAGGUAUUGGAAAUGGCAAGGGAUUGCCUGCACAAAUCGGAGGCCAAGUUGAUAACCUCGCAAUACUUUUACGAGCUGAGUGAAAAUCUGGAGCGUUUGCUAGUGGAGACAAAGGAGAAAUCUCCGGAGGCGGCAGCUGAACUAAAUGGUGUGAUUAAAAAGCUGCUUUUGAUUAUUUCGCGACCAGCUCGAUUGCUGGAAUGCCUAGAAUUCGACCCGCAAGAAUUCUACGAGCUACUGGAGGCUGCAGAAGGUCAUGCCAAGGCAAUGCCUGUGAUAAAGGCGGACAUUCCGCAAUACAUCAUCCACAAGCUGGGGCUAAACCGUGAUCCAAUCGCAGAACUGCAACAGGAAUUAAGGGAAACACAGCAGAUGUGCUCGGAACAAGUUACCGUGGAUGCAGAUCCACUGCAACCCGGUGGCAGUUUGCUACUCAACUCGCCCUUAACCAGUGCAGCCAAGCAGUUAAGCAGCCUGGCCUUGGAUUCCAUUGCUUUGGACUCGGGAAGUGGCACAGUGACACCUCAACAGCCUCCUCAAACGCCAGUGGCUUCGUGUGACGCGGCACCCUCUUUUGCGCUGGCUAUUAGCCAGAUGAAUGAGGAGAAGGGAGGAUCAAGUAGUGCAGGUGGAGGAUCGGGUGCGAAGGGGACAGGAGCUGAAGGAUUAACCGGAGGAUCGGCUGCACCAGUAACUGGCAGUGGAGUCCAACAACCCUCACCUCAAGAAAAUGACUUUGACAUUGUCAAGCUGAUCUCAAAUGGUGCUUAUGGAGCCGUCUACCUGGUGAAGCACAAGACCACCCGUCAACGCUUUGCCAUGAAGAAAAUCAACAAAAAUAAUCUCAUCCUGCGCAACCAGGUGGAGCAGGUCUUUGCGGAGCGUGAUAUUCUUUCCUUCGCCGACAAUCCCUUUGUGGUCAGCAUGUACUGUUCGUUUGAAACCAAGAAACACCUUUGCCUGGUGAUGGAGUACGUGGAGGGCGGCGACUGCGGAACGCUGCUGAAGAACAUCGGGCCACUGCCCGCGGAUAUGGCCCGCUUCUAUUUCGCCGAGACAGUAUUAGCCGUAGAGUAUCUGCACAGCUACGGCAUCGUGCAUCGCGACCUCAAGCCGGACAACCUUUUGAUCACCGCCUUGGGUCACAUCAAACUCACUGAUUUUGGGCUCUCCAAGAUGGGUCUGAUGUCAUUGGCAACCAAUUUGUAUGAGGGUUAUAUCGACUCAGAAACGAGACAGUUUUCCGACAAGCAGGUUUACGGCACACCCGAGUAUAUUGCACCCGAAGUGAUAUUGCGCCAGGGCUAUGGCAAACCUGUCGACUGGUGGUCCAUGGGCAUCAUUCUGUAUGAAUUUCUCAUCGGCUGUGUGCCGUUUUUUGGCGAAACCACUGAGGAACUGUUUGCGCACACUGUCAACGAUGACAUCGAGUGGCCGGACUGUGAGGACUGGCCUGUUCAAGCGGAGGCAAAGGACAUAAUCUCGCAGCUGCUGCAGCAGAAUCCGCGGGAUCGUCUGGGCACCCAAUCGGGUGCGCUGGAAAUGAAAGAGCACGAAUAUUUUCUGGGCAUGGAUUGGAAUUCUCUGCUGCGGCAGAAGGCAGAGUUUGUGCCGCAGUUGUCCCACGAUGAUGAUACCAGUUAUUUUGACACCCGAAUGGAUCGCUAUAACCAUGAUCUAGGUGGAGAAGAUACGGACGACACGGAUGACACUCCCGUCUUUGGCAGUUUCAAUUCGUAUACUCCGCAGUACAGAAAACAGCAUUAUAGCUGGUCGCGUCAUGCCACGCCCACGUCUACCGAUGGAGCGAAGCCAACGGGUCCACCGCCACUUUCAUCGCUGCCAUCGCGUGCGCAGGAGACUCCAGCAGUAGCCGUAGGACCCGCAUCAACUGGCGCUCUUCCCAAACUUAAAUCGGGAAUGGGAAGCGGAAGUGGAAGUGGCAGUGGUAGUGGUUCCGGUAGCGCCUCCCACGACGGAGUGGUCAACAAAUUCUUGAAUACGCCACAAUUGCGAAAGCUUGAUCUCUCCUCAAGCUGCCUGAAGGUGCCGUCCACCCCGGAUGCCGAUUACUUGCCUGAAUUGUUGCACAAUGUGACGAUUGGAAACGAUGCUGAGCUGCGAAUGCUGAAGCAUUAUCUCCAGCAACCAAAUCCCGGCGCCACACAGCGCAUGCAGCAGCGGCAUAGCAUGCCACCAAACACAACCACGAUCAUUAGUACGCCGGCCACUCCGCCACCAACUCAAACUCAGGCGGCAAUGGCGGCCACUCCGCCAACAGCUACGGUGGGCAGCUUUUCGCGCAGCACGCCGGAGAGUUCGCAAACGGACAGUGAUGAUUUUUCGCCACAGAUCAACCGUAAACGGAAGGGUGUUUGCGCCAGAGACAUUUUGCCGCGUUUCUCCAUCUCGAUAGAAGAUGAAACCAUUUCCGCGGGCAGCUCAUCGACGGAGAACAUGAACUUGCCAAGAGAACAAUCGCCGCUGGCUCUGCAGCAUCAACCAAAAUCAAUGGACGGCAGCACCAGUGGCAGCAGUGUGAAGCAUCAUCGGUCUAGGUCGAUUGUUAAAUCUGCAUCCGCCUUGGGAUUGUCACUCAUGACAUCUCUGGACAACAGCCAAUUGGCUGCACAGUUAUGUGGAAUUCAAUCGCCGGGUGGUGGAGGCAAUGGCUCCAGUACGGCCAGCUCCAGGGAUACUUCUCCUUGCCGGGAGCUCUCGCCAUUGGUUACAAAUCUAAAGCCUCCGAUCAUCAUACGACGUGGUCCCCGUGGUUUCGGCUUUACUGUCCAUACCAUCCGUGUGUACUAUGGCGACACGGACUUCUAUACAAUGCAUCAUUUGGUUAUGGCCGUGGACGAGGGCAGUCCAGCUUUCGAGGCGGGACUGCGUCCAGCGGAUCUCAUCACUCAUGUUAAUGGAGAGGCUGUGCAAGGCCUGUUCCACACACAGGUGCUGCAGCUGCUCCUCAGUGGUGGCGAGCACGUAACCCUGCGGGCCACUCCCCUCGAGCACACCAGCAUUCAGAGCGGUGGGCGCAAGCGCGAUCUCAUGCAAAGCAAGCUGGCCAAGAAGGGUGUGAAUCGGCAGAAGAAGCAGACAAAGCGAGAGCAUGACAAGAAGCGCAAGACCUCGCUAUUUCGCCGCAUAAGCAGCAAGCGUGCAAAUGCAGAGAUGCAGCAGUACUCAGCUGGCACAAGUUCACCCACCACACCAUCGGCCAGAAACUUGUCGCCGUUGGAUUCUUCGUAUCACAGCAGCUGUUGCCAGUCGGCAGCCAACUCUUCAUCGCAAUCCACCUCGCCCUCAUCCUCAUCGCCUAACACACCCACCGGUUCAAGUGGCUCCAAUCACGGUGGCAACACAGGAUCCGCUUCAGUUGCUCCCUCGGCCCUCAGUGUGCAAUUGCCUGCUGCUCCGCCACCCACCCAGUUGGUGCUCCUGCCCCAUGUGGGAGCCGUCGUUGGCAGCAGCCCCACCUCUGUUGGAAAUGUGCCGGUCUCUCCCACUGGAGUCGUUCCGCAGCUGUACCAGCGUCCAUCCACUUUACAUGGUCUCAAGCACAAGCUGCAUGCAGCCACCGCCGUAAUAGCAGGCGGAGGCAACGCAAACAAUCCCGCCGGAGGCCUCAAGAAUCUACAUACCACGAGCAACAAUUCGUUACCGAAUCGACGAAAGUCUGUGGGUCACAUUCCGCUGUCUCCAUUGGCGCGAACUCCUUCACCAUCGCCGCUGCCAUCGUCACCCACAAGAUCUCCCUCCCCAUUGGCAUUUCCAUUGGUGGGCCAUCAGCCCGGUGCCUCUAACACCACACAGUCUUAUAGUCCGGGAAGCACGCUGCCCACGUUGCAGACGGCGGUGAAUGCAAACACCAAGAAGGCAGGAUUUGCCCGAACCAAGUCGGCGGAACCGAGCUCUCCGCUGCUAAGGCGCGCCUUGUCACCGGAUCGCUUGCAUCCCCGUAGCGCAGAGACAAAGAUAUCGCCACUAUGCUGUUCGCCGCCCAUCAAACAGCCGACACACCAACGAGUGGUCACAACGACUUGGAGGUCGACACCUGGCGGAGGUGCAUCGGGAGCUGGAGGAGCGGUUUUGGGAGCUCCUUCAGCUCAACCCCUGCAGUUGUUGCCUGCUGCUUCUGAGGAAUCUCAAAAACAAACUGCUAUGGCAACAGUUUUGUCCACAACCGCUGCCGGAACUGAUCCAAGUGCCACCGCUGUGGUCACCCUGGCCAAUUGUGAACCGCUGCCGCGUAUUGCUGAGGAGAAAGAUUCGCCAACCAGUACCCAAGACAGCAGCAGUGUGUCCGAAGGAUUCAUGCCCGCUAUCGAGGAGUUCGCGGAGGGAGAAUCCUCGUCUUCGCCUACUCAAACUCUGGAAAAGCCGACGAAGAUGAAGGCCACCGAACAGCCAGAGAUGGAGCCUGCUGGCAAAAGCAAGAAGGUCGACCAGGGUAAAACCACAACUCCUGGAACGCCCAAAACUAAACCCCACAACAGUGGCUGUAAAACUUCGAUGACAACGACAAAGCCCGCCAGUCCAAGCGUGACCAUCUCCACAGCACCACGCAAGGAUACAACGGUUGCGACCGGUGGAGGGACCUCUGGACCAGGAGGAUCUGCAGCCACUUCAUCUGCCAAGCAGAGAAAGUAGCGCCAGAGCAGCCGCGGUGGAUAUGGAUGCUUGUGUUUUAAGUUUCGCGUUUAAAUAAUUGUCCAUGAUGAGAAUGGGCGUGGAUGGAGGACAGGAAACGAAAAGCCGCAGGAAUUCAAUAUGUAUCUGUAGCGGGGGAUUGCGUUUUAAACCUUUUUUCUAAGUAAGCUUGUGUUUUUGCGCAAAUCAUACAAUUUAGCAAUGAAAUUAAUUAGAAAAUUCUGAAGCCUAGUAGUUUGUAGAUGUCAUAACUAAAGGAAAACAAAAAAAAACCGCUUAAAAACUCUUAAUGUAAAUUAGUAGGCACGAUAGCAAGUCGAGAAGGAGGAGCACGAUAUUCCAGCUGAAGCAAAUAUAAGAGGCACCACGCAAUUAUGUACUGUAUAUAAAUGUGUAACAUUGAUAGAAUUAACGAAUUGUGGACUACGGAUGAUGAGUCGAUGGGAGAGUCAUGGAGGGAAUGGCGCGGUGUUGGGCUGCGUUUAUAACAUUUUUGCGAAUCUAUACACUAUGCCGAAUUCAAUAUAAAAUAUAUAUUAAAUAAAUGUUA
Molecule: messenger RNA, 7211 nt
Organism: Drosophila teissieri
Lineage: Eukaryota; Metazoa; Arthropoda; Insecta; Diptera; Drosophilidae
Gene: dop
Product: microtubule-associated serine/threonine-protein kinase 1
Exons: 11
Coding region: 248-6661 (2137 amino acids)
Biological process (GO): intracellular signal transduction; peptidyl-serine phosphorylation
Molecular function (GO): magnesium ion binding; protein serine/threonine kinase activity; protein binding
Source: RefSeq, a predicted model, not a curated record